Messenger RNA from Syngnathoides biaculeatus (alligator pipefish), 1609 nucleotides. Its product is annotated as proline-rich nuclear receptor coactivator 1-like. Gene Ontology annotation, biological process: nuclear-transcribed mRNA catabolic process, nonsense-mediated decay. Bases 140 to 847 code for a protein of 235 amino acids. NCBI's taxonomy places the organism in Eukaryota, Metazoa, Chordata, Actinopteri, Syngnathiformes, Syngnathidae. Gene Ontology annotation, cellular component: P-body; nucleus. The record is from RefSeq and is a predicted model, not a curated record. The transcript has 2 exons.
GCAGGUGUGUUAUCCUGGUUUAUGCGGCACUACCAUAUCUUGUAGCUGUAAAUCUAUAGCCGGAAGUGUAACACGGCUAAAUUGCUCAUCUGCGAACAGCAGCUAAGUGUUGACUUUCCCGACCAGUCGGUGGACGGCUAUGGACUCGGUUCCCAGCGAUGAAACUCACCAUGGCGACGCCGAGGUCAGCAACUCGGUGGCAGCGGCGGUGCUAGGGAAUGGAAAUGGAAAUGGCGCAGCAAACCUAGCGAAUGUCAAGAAGAAAAAGAAUACAACGUCUCACAGGAGGAGGUGGAAGAAGAAGAAAAAGAAGCAACCGGUUCACCAGCACCAGCAGAACCCCCAGAGAAAUUCCCGCUCAUGCGACCAGCACCUCACCCCCGGCCUGCCCGCUUCGAUGGCACACGAGCCCCCUUCGGAGCAGCCCGGCCGGACACUUGAAGUCGUCGUGACCCGCCAUCUUUUCAAACAAGAAAGCAAGCCGGAGCUGGUGAGGUCGAAACGUUGCCAGUUGGCGCAAGGACCAGCACAGGCUGCGUGUCCAACCGCCCGUAUGCUCCUGAAACAUAAACAUCUCGACAGCUCUGCCCACGCCCCCCAACACAACAAGAAUGGCGGCAGGAAGAGCGGCAACAGCCCUGCCAGCAAACCUCGUUUAGAACACAACAACGCAAAGAACACGGCCGUACGUCUCAAGGGAUGCGCGGCCGAGUGCCUUGAAGAAGGCAAGAAAGUCUAUGCAGGCCCGAAGUUCAGUGAGCCGCCCUCGCCCAGCCUUCUGCCCAAACCGCCCAGCCACUGGGUGCGGAAGAACCAAAGUCAGAAACUCAAAAGUCGAGAGAAUUAAUAAGCUUGACUAAAAUUGAAGUCACUUCUGAAGUUUCAAGAUCACGCAUGACCUUAAAGCUGGUUAACUUGAGCAAAAACGAUCGAGCCAACCGUUGUGGCUUCCCACUAUCCUCGUAGAUAUCCUCGUAGAAGUCUGCCAACGCGACCAGACUAACUAAAAACUACACUUAUUUGCAUCUGGCCGUCCCAUCUUUUUGUUCGCCAAUAUGAUUCAUGGCGCAUAAAUACAAUACAAUGUUAGACGAGGCAAAUUCAUUCCAUUUAGCUUCCUCUUCUGUUCAGACAGCCGUUGCAACUUUCCAGCUUUAGAUGACGUCAGAUCCGACAUCUGUCACAAUGACAAUAACUUUCUAUUCAAAGGGUUCAUGACUUCAUGCCAUGCCAUGGUUGGACAAUGGCUAAUUCGUGGGUCCGUAUUUCGUUCCUGUUCUGUUCAGUGAGCCAUUGUUGGUUUACGCCUUCAGAUAAUUACAUGAAGUCAAAACCGUGAUGACGUCCCACUGACUAAAUUUAUGGGUCGACUGCAGCUCACAACAAAACAGCGGCGGCGUUUUCCUGCCCGUCUAGGACAAAGACGACGACUUUCAACUACGACUGUAACGAUACGCCAAAGCUGGGAUUCUCACGAAAAUUGUUAUAAAUGGAAUAUUUUUAUGAAUAUAUUUAUAUGAUACGUUAUUUAUACAUUUUUUCCCUAAUUUAAUGAAUGUGUAUAUGCAUUUAUGUAUGUGUAUAUAAUUAUAUAAUAUGUGUUUCCUUA